Messenger RNA from Enterobius vermicularis (human pinworm), 849 nucleotides. Lineage: Eukaryota; Metazoa; Nematoda; Chromadorea; Rhabditida; Oxyuridae. The record is from the annotation of a GenBank genome assembly.
AUGCAAGGUGGCAUUAAUGCAAAUAAUUCUAUGCGCAGCAAGCACACAGCGGAAGACUGCUUAGCUCGAGUCCCGUACGCGUCUGUUAUGGCAUUCUUCAUGUCUGUUGUUGGUGUUCUUCUUUUUUCUGUUAUGAUGGCAAGAGCUUUUAAUGCAUCUAUUGAACAGACAAAACGGCUUUUCAACAAUGAUGAACUUCCAUUCUUAUCUAAGAUCCAUAUAUUUUUUUUGGUAGUGGCUGUUACCAUGGGGCUUAUUGCUAUCAUUUCAUUAACUAUAGGAGCAAUGAGUACUGGCGCAACAAGAGGAGAGUUCUUUAGAGGUGUAAAAGGCCAGUUUGGAGGACGCUGCGCUAAUAUAUUAGCUAUGAUAUUGAAUUAUGCAUCGCUCCUUUGCUGGAUAUUUGCAUUAGCCUGUACUGCUAGUUUGUGCUUUGUAUAUCGUGUAUUUGAUCGUCUCUGUUAUCCUAUCAUUCGCUUCUCAGACUCAACUUGUUUUGAUUUUACUGUAUUCCAACCAUUAGUAGAACCGUUUUCUUCAAAAUCUUUAAAACUGUGUGGUGGGGAUCUCCAGCAGUUUUGUGCCUUGUCAUCUACUGCCUAUCUGUGGUAUAUCGUCGGGUUUAUUGGUUCCUUUUUAACUGUGCUUGGUCUCGUGCACUUCUUGAUUUGUACAGCAGCUAAUUAUACCCAUGUUUCACUUGGCAAAAAAGCAGAGGAGUUAAAGACGCUGGUCAUGUCAAACGAUAUGGAAGCUCUCAAUUAUGCAUCCAAGAAAAACUAUUAUGGCGAUUCUGGUCGCAGAGGUGGCAGUUUUCAGCAGCUGAAUAAUAAUUAUUAUGCCAGUUGA